AAGAAAAAGAGAGAAAAAAAUCGAAACAAAAACAUUGAAAAUAAAUAAUUCCAAAUUGAGUUUCUUCGAGGAACUUCGACUUCUCUUCCCCGCAAAUCUAAGCUAUAUUUAGCGCAUCUCUUUCUUCUGUUCAAAAUUCGUGAUUAAUUUUAUCCAUUUCUGGAGCUUCUUCGAGUUCAGCUAAUAAUUACGGGAAUUUAGGUGUUAGGGUUUCGGGAGGAGAAUUCGAGGACGGAUUCACUGCGUGAUUGAUGAAACGGGUCCGUUACGGGCGGAGAGUGUGUUGAUUGUCCGGGGAUAACUUGUCGUCGGUCAAUGGCGGCAAUUCUUCCGAUUCAGAUAGUGGAGGACGAGGGCGAGUACGACGGCGGUGGGAGUGAUGAUCUGAUGGACGAUGUGGAGGAGAUGAAGGUGAACUCUGUAAGUGAUGUAGGUGUCUCCAUGGGGUCUUCUUCGAGGACCAGUGAGCUAACUCUCUCGUUUGAAGGAGAGGUCUAUGUUUUUCCUGCUGUUACACCAGAGAAGGUGCAAGCAGUUCUUCUGCUCUUGGGAGGGCGUGAUAUACCUACAGCUGUUCCAACAGUCGAACUUCCUUUUGAAAAUAACAGGGGUUUGUGUGUGGGAGAUAAUCCGAGACGCUCAAAUUUGUCAAGACGAUUAGCUUCUCUAGUUAGGUUCCGUGAGAAGCGUAAGGAGAGAUGUUUUGACAAGAGAAUUAGAUAUACAGUGCGAAAAGAAGUUGCACAGAGGAUGCACCGUAAAAAUGGACAAUUUGCAUCAGUUAAAGAAAGUUCAGGUGGUUCAAACUGGGAAUCUGCCCAGAGUGACCUUCAAGAUGGCACCACCCGCUCAGAAACUCUCAUUAGGAGAUGUCAGCACUGUGGUGUUAGUGAAAAUAAUACUCCUGCAAUGCGCCGUGGGCCAGCUGGACCUAGGACUUUAUGUAAUGCCUGUGGUCUGAUGUGGGCCAACAAGGGAAUGUUGAGAGAUCUCAGUAAAGGAGCCAGGACUUCUAUUGACCAGACUGAACCUGAAACACUGUUAGAUAUCAAACCAUCAAUUAUGGGAGAAGACUCUGGCAAUCCAGAGGAGCUUCAAAUACCAAUUGAUCCGGCUAACGCAAUAGUUGAAGUUCCCACUGAUGCUGAUGGUAAUCCAGAUGGGAAGGAUUUGCAAGAAGCAGCUGGUAUGUCUAACUCUAUGCCAGUUGGAAUAGUAUCCUCAUCGGCUGAUGAUGAUGAAACGGGAAUGCAGGAACAACUUGCAGAGCUAGUCAAUCCAUCAGAUACGGAUCUUGACAUGCCUUCGAGCUUCGGUUAGAUUGACACAUGGUUUAAUGCUGACCGUUGGGAGCCCAGGUUCCGGUCUAUAAACGGGGAGAACAUUUGAUAUUCUCAAGAAGUGCAUUUGUUCUUUGGUAAAAAGCUUGUGAUCUUUCUUUGUGUAGAAAUCUGGGGAAGAGAAGGGAUUGUUUCUAGUUUGCACGAGCAGUUUGAGGAUAUCAGUCAAAAGUGUUGUUAGAAGAAUGAUUUACCCUCAAGGUCUGUUUCUUGAUUUCUAUGCAAAUGCGUCUGAAAAAUCUGUAAAACAAAACUUGGCGUCUGUAAUAUAGGAUUGGGUAAUAAUGUGCAAAUCUUUGGAGCAAUUUACACU
This is a messenger RNA of Tarenaya hassleriana, 1653 nucleotides long. Its product is annotated as GATA transcription factor 24-like. The transcript is spliced from 10 exons. Gene Ontology annotation, molecular function: protein binding; zinc ion binding; sequence-specific DNA binding. Lineage: Eukaryota; Viridiplantae; Streptophyta; Magnoliopsida; Brassicales; Cleomaceae. Gene Ontology annotation, biological process: regulation of DNA-templated transcription. The record is from RefSeq and is a predicted model, not a curated record. Bases 316 to 1320 code for a protein of 334 amino acids.